CGGACCAGAAACAGUUUUAGUUAUUACGAAGUCGUCCUGAAGAAAGACAAAUCUUUAAUGUCAAAAUAGUCGAGUAUUAGAAUGUCAAAAGCAGGAAAACGUGUUAAAAGUGGCACUGCACCGAGUGGCGGAUCUAAAUGGGAUAAUGCAUUACAAACAACCCCCCUAGAAGAGGACCGUUGGAAAGCUAAUAUUACAUUUGUUGUUGGAAAUGCCCCUGAAGAUUAUUCACACAUUAAAUUACUUGGAAGUGCUGUUGCUGGUGGAACUAGAAAAUUAUUUAGUUUAAUUUCAAAAAAUGAUCUUUAUCAAGAGGUAAACGAGCUGGGUAAUCCUAAAGCAAAGAAGACCAAAGAAGUUCCAGCUAAUUUUGAAGUCUGUGAAGCCUGCAAAUUACAUUUGGAUAUUGGUGAUGAAAUUCCAUUGCCAUUGUUAGCUAAACUUAUUAAAUAUAGACUUCUGACUAUAAAAACUAAGGAUCAAAAGAGACGAGAAAUAGAAAAAAAGGCUGCUUUGAAACCAUCAGAGGCAGCCAAUGAUCAAGCAAAGGGAAAAAAGGAUAAGGGGAAAGAAAGAGGAAAAUCUCCAGGUAAAAAAGGAGGAGGAAAAAAAACUCCAGAACCUCCAGCUGCUAAAGAAGGUAGUAAAUUAAGAAAACGAGGUGAAGAAGAUCAGGAAAGUAAAUUUAUAGAUGAUGAACCAGAUGAUGGAGCACAGCAUUAUAUUAUUAUUUAUGGAUUUCAUCAACCUCAUCUCUUUACUCAGCUAGCUGAGAUUGGAGUUAAUGCUGACUCUAUUUUACGAGUAUCAACUCAAGACUACAGCAUCUUUGAUGUACCUGCUGCAGAUAAAAAUGCUGAAAAAGAUGAAAAGACGAUACAAGCUGAGCUUGCAGCUAAAGAGGAAAAAAAUGAUUUGAAGAAAGAACUAAAAAAGUUCUGGAAAGACAUACUGCUAGUACUCCAGAAAAAUGGGGAUGCAUCUAAAUUACAUGAUGUAGCUAUAGAGGAAUAUGAGAUUAAGACGUUGUUAAUGCCAGCUAACUUAGAAGAUCCAGAACAAAAGUUGACUUUCAGUACUACCAUAUUUGAAGAUGUGGCCUGUAAAAUCUAUGAUUUGAUUGAUGCUAAAAGACUCUAUCACAAUUAUCUAGAAAAUCUGAAAUUAGUUCCAAUUCCUGUUAUUGGACAACCUGUGGCACCUGCAAUAGAUGGUCAAUCUACAGCAUCAGCCACAACACCUGCCCCUCAAACAGCACCGCCUAUUAGUGCUACUACACUGCCACCUGAUGGUCAGAUAGAUAUACCUGUAGUUGAUAUGAGAUAUUAUAAUGAUUUGAUGAGUUGUAUACCACAAGAAAGUGUCAGUGUACCCCUUAUAUUACACAGUAUGUUGGAACAGGUUGUUGCUGUUGAAGAGAAUAAAAAUCCCCCUAGUGAACUGCGUCCUUCUCCACGCUCCGAUGGCUUAAAUAAUGAACUUGCUUCAUAUCUUAGUUCCAUGGCCUUUAAAUUAGCACUUUCUGAAGAUGAACAUAAGAUGUUAGAAGAAACUAUGGAUCUACCCAAGAUGCCAUCUCAUGCACCUAAACAACCAUUAUUGAUGAACUAUCAUGAUAAGAAUACAGUAAGAACACAUAAACUUCAAACUGAAUAUGGUUUUGAUCCACAAGCUACAGAAGAAGCUAUGUUACAGUUUUCACCAUUCAGUAAUGUAGUAAAGCUGGAACGUCCUACUACAGCUAUAGCUAAAGAAAGAGCUGCACGGCUACAGGAGUUAAUUCAUUUCUGUGCUACUGGCAUCAUGUCACAUUCUGAAAUAGAUAGAGCAUUUAAACAGUUUUUAUUUGAAUGUAUGGAUUUAACAUCUACUGAUGCUAAUGGAUUUAUAAUGACACGAGAAGGUGAAGGAUUAGAGCAUACAGCUAUACCCUGGGAUGAUCCUUAUCCUUUCUUUAAAGGAAUGAUACCUCACCAUGAAAAACAUUUAGAUAUACCUGUAUUAUCAUCUGAUGGAGAAUCUGUAGUAGAUAAGACACCAGGGCCAGAAGCACGAUCAUCAAGGGUGGGGUUUACAGAUUCCGGUACAGCUGAUAAGAAUGACACCACUACAUCAAAUAGAUCUCGUCCAACAUCUUCUGAGAGUAAAAAAGGCAUAUUGAAACCCAGAUCACGUUCACAAUCUCCAGUCAGAGAGCUGAGAUCUAGAAGUAACUCAGUACAUUUUAUAAAAGAUGAGGGUCAACCAUUACCUUUAUCCAGAGAAGAAGAGGGAGAAUUUGAAGACGUUGAAGAAGAAGUAGAAGAGAAAACAAUUGAAGAUAGUAUGAUGGAAGUGGUAGAUGCCCAGAAAAGAACUCUUGAUGAAUGGUGUUACGCUGAACAUUUUGAUGCUAAAGUUCUGUUACAGAUUUUGAAUGAAGCUUCAUAUAUUUUACCGUUUACUAAUACAUACUAUAAUAAACGAGAUCAUUCUAUGAUGCUAAUACUACAUUCGCCAUAUAAUGCGGAAUUGCAAAAUCAUGUUGACUGGCAUACAGAAUUACAUUCUAAUAUGGGCUUUAGGAAUUACAUGGAAUAUGUGAAGGAAUCUAUAGAUGAAUGGUUGAAAGAGAAACAGGCAGAGUAUGAUGCAAAAAUGUUAUCUCAAGAAGUAGAGAAAUUACAAGCUGAUGAUGACGCUGCUGCUAAAGCUGCUGAAAGACAAAAACUAUUAGAGUCUCCUAAAAAGACCAGUAGAGGAGGUCGUUCAAAAAGCCCCAAAAGCCCUCGUUCUAAUAGUCAAGAGAAAUCACCAACAGAAAGUAGUAAUAAGUUUAUAAGAGCUGGUUCACUAAAAGCACAGCAAGAAGAAGCUGACAGGAUUAAAGCUGAAGAAGAUGAAAAACAAAAACAACUUCAACAAAAAAGAUCCAAAAGUCCUCAGAAAAAGGAUGAAAAAGAAGAAAAGGAGAAGAAGAGACCUGGAUCUCGAGGAAGUGCUAAAUCUAAAACUUCGCAAAAAGAUAUAGAACCGCAAACUGAAUCAUUACCAUUAGAAUUACAUGAAGAGGAGAAAUACUGGCCAUUUAAAGGAUAUGAUGUUGGUAAUAAUUUGGUUCAUGUAUCAGGUAUUGUAACAUCAUUAUUUCCUAGUGAUGGUGGACAAAUUAGAAUAGAAAGAACAGAAUUUGUUCAAGGUACAACAAGUAUUAACAGUACUGUUUUAAAAGAUGGUCACGUGUUUGCUGUUCAUAUUUUAAAUCCUAUAGAAGAUGAAUGUGAAAGUGACACAGAAGAAGAUGAAAACGGCAGCAACAAAGUGGAGGGAGAAGAAAAGAAAGAUUUACCAGAAAAAUCUGAAUUUGAAAAAUUAGAAAAAGAAGAAUUGAAAGAUCUUGAAGUCAAAGAGAAGAAGGUUAUAAAGAGUUCUUUUGGUUCAGUAACUGCCACUUUAAAUGAUGGUAUGACUCUAGCUGUAUCACAAUUCGGUCCUACAGGAGAAGCUACUGAAGGUAAAAAGUAUGAACCUGAGCCUUACAUUCCACCAGUUACCAGUCCUUCACCCACAUCUCAACCGGCGUCACCGGGUAAAACAAAGAAAGGUAGUGGUGAUAAAGGGAAAGAAAAGGGAGCACCAACACCUGAACCACCUCAAAUACAGACAGAAGAUCCAGAUAUUGAUGAAGAUAAAAAAGAUGAUGAUAAAGUCAUUAAACAAAGUUUUCAGGAAUUAUACCUUACUUGCCCCGAUGGUCUUAAUGUUAGAUACUUCCUUGAGAGCUCACUAGGUAUUAAACCUAAUUCUGAGAUGGAUAGAAGAUUAGUUGUUAAACAGUCUUAUCCAUUUAAAACUAAGGGUAUUCAGCCUUGUGAAUCAAAAAGAAAGAAAUACAUGUUAACAGAAGCUUCAAGAGUCAUCACAUCAGAUGGUACAAUUGUUAAAAACAUGGUGGAUGGAACGGUUGAGGUUUUAUAUGCUGAUGGUACAGUUAGUAAUCAUACUGGAAAAUGGCAGCCUACUGAUAGCAGAAACAGUUCACCACAGAGAGCUGCUAGUGGACGUAGUGGUAAUGAUACACCUACAAAGAAAAAUAUCAGAUCUAAGGGAAGUAGUAAAAAUCUAUCACCUAAGAAACAAGAAGAAAAUAAAGUCCAAGAAAUAGAAGAAAAGGCCAAAUGGGUGACCACCUAUCCAAAUGGUGAAAGAUAUUCUGUACGAUCAGAUGGAACAGUAGAAGAUCUCAAACCUGUUAUGAUUUGUUUGGCAUCAGAUCCUGAAACUAAACAGUCAAUGGCAACUCGUGAUGAUCGUGUUAUAACUGUUAGUUAUCCAGAUGGUACAACUAUAGUAGAACAUAGUGAUGGUACACGUAUAACUACCUAUUAUUGUGAAAGUCAAGUAGCUGCAGAAGAUGAAGAUGCAGAUGAAACAGGAGAAACACCUACAUCUGAAACAAGAAUCACCAAAUUUGUUAAAGUGGAAUGUCCUGCUUAUGCUACUGUAGAGUUUAAUUGUUUGACCAGUGAAAAUCUGACAAUAUUUGGUAACAAUACUAGUGUCAACGUUUUUCCAGAUGGCUUUUAUAUGUUGCAGCACGCAGAUGGAGGUCGUUUACAGGUUGAUACUGAAGGAACAUUAAUAUACUAUCCUAGACCUGAUCAAAUAAGAGAGGAUAAUUUAACAAGAGAGUUACAGUACGUACUGAGACACAAUGCUGAUGUUGUCUGCGAAACUGUGGAUUCAGAAGGCAAUGUAUUCAAUGUUAAACACACAGGAGAUUUUUCUGUCAUGUUAGCUGAUGGGGAUGAUUGUGUUUCAUCAGAAGCAAGUGUAGAGGAAUCUGUUAAAAUUCAAGAAAAGAUAACUAACUAUUCUCAACAUUCUCCAAGAUUCUUUAUAGUACAUGCAGAUGGCAGUGGUACUGAACUGCUUCGUCCCCAAGAUGUAGCUGAAUAUUUAACCCAGGCAGAAAACAGUCCUGCUACAGCUGUCUGUAAAGAUCCAAUCCCAGAUUAUCCAGGAGUUAUGGGAAUUACUGUGUUAAAGCCAUUUAUUGGAGGCCCAUCAGAAAUCUGGUUGAAAAAAUAUGACUUGGAUUCUAUAAUCCCUAAUGGUAUCAGAUCACGUGAUUUAACCAAUCUACCGCCAAAGGAAUUUAAACAGGCCGGACCAAGGUUUGGUACAAAUGUUGGACAUGGAUUAGCAGUAGGAUCAGCAAUUAAAUCACCAACACGAGUGGCCAUAGUAAAAUGUCCUGAUGUACUGGAAUUAAGACAGUUGGUUCAGUAUAAUCCUGUUUCUGAAAAAUUACGAAUUCAAUUAUAUAAUGGACUGAGAGAAUAUGCUGAAUAUGUAAUGGAAAGAAACAAAGUAUCUCAAAUGAUGCAGGUGAAUGAUCCUCGUGGUGAAGACGAACAGAAUCUUGCAUCAGAUUUAAACUCAACAGUAGCUGUAGAAAACCAGCCGACUUAUGAUCCAAGUACAGUCAAAGAAUUAUAUGAGAAGACAACAGCUCCCCCAGUGCCAAGUCCUCCUCCUACACCCAUGCCCAAACGUACCCAGGCUGAUUGGGAAAGAGAUCAGAGAGAGAUUAUUCAAGAGCUAGAAGGAAGAACUUUAUUGAAAAAUAAAACUAUACCCCCAUAUUUUCAAAGUGAAUUAGGGAAAGCAUUUUUAAUUACACAGGCUAAAACUGAUGAUGACGUGCUACAAGAGUUAUCUGAAGAUCCACGUCGUGAUGGUACAGAAGCUAUACGUGGAGAUACUAGCAGUUUAAGUUACGGACCACAAUCACAAACACCUACUGCUGGUGGCAGACAGACACAUUCCCAGCCUGCGAUUCAUUCAGAGAAUAGUGAUCAGUCAGUUGCAUCAACCUGUAUGUCACCUACUCUAAAUGGUGCCAGUCAGGCCAGUGUCAAAUUAGAAACACCCAUCUCAUCUAAUACAGUAUUUUCCACAGAUAUUACUGCUACUCCAUCAGGUCUUAGACCGUUAAAUCCAACACCAGCACAUGCUACAGGUCAAGGAUCACCAGCACCAGUCCGUCCCAAUAAUCCUACACCAAAUAAAACUGGUAAAUCAGCUCCACAUAGACCUGGUAAUCCUACACCAAAGAAUGCUGGUAGUGUUACUCUGACACCAUCUGAUUCUGAUCAUCAUACUAAUCGUAAAAGUCAGAUGACUAUACAAGAAGAAGAUGCUACCAAUAUGUGGAUGUCUGAUGUAGCAUCUAGGGAGAGUGAUGUAUUUACCAGAAGUUUGAAAUUAAAUGUUACUGGUGAACCAAGAACAGAUUCUGUUUCUUUACCAGAAUCAAUAAUGGGAGCUCGACCUGGUGCAGAAAAAAAUAUUAGAUUUUUAGAAAUCGAAGAACCUGUACGAAGAAAAGUAAAUAAUACAGUUAUAGCUGGAGCCAAUGAAAAAGGAAGAAAUCAGUUAGAAAAGAUGCGUGGAUUAAGUUUAUUACCUGAUAAAGUGAAUUUUGGUGUUUUACGUGAAGGUUAUACAUAUAGUUACAGUGUAUAUUUAAAAAAUACUGGUGUUGAUACAUGUAGAUUUAAAGUUAAACAACCACCUCCUGCUACUGGUUUAAAAGUUAUAUUUAAACCAGGUCCAGUAGCUGCCGGUAUGAGAACAGAGUUACAUUUAGAAUUGUAUGCUAUAGCUGUCGGUGUUGAGGGUGAAUCAGGGGUCGGAGGAAUACAACAUGACCUUCAAAUAGUAACCGAAACUGAUUCCUUAUCGCUACCAAUUAGAGCAACAAUUUUAACAGCCCAUGAAUAUGAAAGAAAAAUAUCACAAGGUCCAAUGGGAUAUCAGAGAACAGCUGGUGCACAGUUGAUAUCUACUAAACCUCCCAGCUCGACGGGUAUAAUAAGACCUAGAAAAGACAAUAUGCCAAUAGAAAUGUCAGCAUAGAAAAGAAAAUUCCUUAACCCAGAGGAAGGCAAAUAUUAAAAUACAGAACAUCAUUCAUUCCUAACUAAUGUGUUUUUAUGUAUAAAAUUUUACUGUGAUAGUGUAUCUCCUUUUUUACAUUACAAUAAGUUAUAAAUUGUAAAAUAUUUGUAUAUAUAAAGGGUUUUCAUUCUUCAUAUUUGAUGUGUAUAUUCAGUAGGACAUUUUUGGGUCUUUUAUAUAUUUAUUAUUAUACAUAAUUAUUAUUCUGUGAUAAAAUAAAGAAAUAUAUAGGUGAAA
This is a messenger RNA of Patella vulgata (common limpet), 7182 nucleotides long. Its product is annotated as sperm-associated antigen 17. The coding region runs from base 82 to 6903 and encodes 2273 amino acids. Gene Ontology annotation, biological process: epithelial cilium movement involved in extracellular fluid movement; axonemal central apparatus assembly. The record is from RefSeq and is a predicted model, not a curated record. NCBI's taxonomy places the organism in Eukaryota, Metazoa, Mollusca, Gastropoda, Patellidae. Gene Ontology annotation, cellular component: axonemal central apparatus. The transcript has 39 exons.